AUGUCAGGUAUCAAAGGCCCAGGCGCACCCAAGACCUACGACGGUUCCGCACUUCGCAUCGGCAUCAUCCACGCACGCUGGAACACCAAGAUCAUCGAUGCGCUGCUUGAGGGAACAAAGAGAAAGCUGAAGGAAGCUGGAGUCAGGGAUGAGAACAUAGUCACACAGAGUGUGCCUGGGAGCUACGAGCUGCCCUAUGCUGUCAAGCAACUAUACUCGGCCUCGCAAAUCCAAUCCUCGUCCACAGGCGUCGUAGGCGCAGCAGCAGACCUCCUGGGCUCGGCCACUGACCUCACAGCCCUCACGGGACAAGCCUCACAAUCCAAGACGUCCAACUCGCCCUUUGACGCGAUAAUCGCUAUUGGCGUGCUGAUCAAGGGGAGACGAUGCACUUUGAGUACAUUUCAGAGGCCGUGA
Messenger RNA from Alternaria atra, 417 nucleotides. RefSeq lists its product as uncharacterized. Gene Ontology annotation, cellular component: mitochondrial intermembrane space; intracellular anatomical structure; riboflavin synthase complex. Gene Ontology annotation, molecular function: 6,7-dimethyl-8-ribityllumazine synthase activity. Lineage: Eukaryota; Fungi; Ascomycota; Dothideomycetes; Pleosporales; Pleosporaceae. The transcript is spliced from 3 exons. Bases 1 to 417 code for a protein of 138 amino acids. Gene Ontology annotation, biological process: riboflavin biosynthetic process. The record is from RefSeq and is a predicted model, not a curated record.